Molecule: messenger RNA, 1193 nt
Organism: Synchiropus splendidus (mandarinfish)
Lineage: Eukaryota; Metazoa; Chordata; Actinopteri; Syngnathiformes; Callionymidae
Product: chemerin-like receptor 1
Exons: 2
Coding region: 61-1077 (338 amino acids)
Biological process (GO): positive regulation of macrophage chemotaxis; positive regulation of cytosolic calcium ion concentration; complement receptor mediated signaling pathway
Cellular component (GO): plasma membrane
Molecular function (GO): G protein-coupled receptor activity; complement receptor activity
Source: RefSeq, a predicted model, not a curated record
UCAAACUUAAAGAGAUCAGUGCUUACUUCUCGUCUGAGGAGCGCAGUGAGUAUAGGCAAAAUGAGUGUGGAUUAUGUUGAAUAUGGAGAUUACACUCCAGACAAUGAAACAGAUAAUAUCUGGACUGUGACCGAACAUCUGAACGUCACCGAUCCUCACUCAAAUCGGUCCCACGUCCUGCUGGUCCUAAACAUCGCCAUUUGUCUUCUGGGUCUUUUCGGAAACUCACUGGUGAUCUAUAUCUGCGGAUGCAAAAUGAAAAGAACAGUUAUCACCACCUGGUACACCAGUCUGGCUGUUUCGGACUUCUUGUUCUGCGUUUUUCUCCCGCUGGAUGUUUUCUACAUGAUCACAUCUCACUGGCCGUUCGGUCAACUCUUCUGCAAGCUGAGCUCCUCUAUCCUCUUUCUGAACAUGUACAGCAGUGUGUUUCUGUUGGUUCUGAUCAGCGCUGAUCGCUGCCUGAUGGUUUCAUUCCCCGUGUGGUCACACAACAACCGCACGGUAGGAAAAGCGCUCGGAGCCGUCGUCCUCAUGUGGCUGCUGUCGGCGCUCCUCACAGUACCUUCACUGGUCUUCAGGCAGACCACAGUUCAAGGCUCCGUCACCCAGUGCCACACUUAUUACAUGGACCACUCCAGGCACAAAGCAGUAGCGCUGGCCCGAUUCGUCUUUGGCUUUCUCAUACCUUUCCUCAUCAUCGUGUUCUGCUGCUCAGUGCUCGCAGUAAAAGUGCGAGGGAUGACCAUCAAGUCAACAAAGCCAUACAAAUUGAUGGCUGCUCUGGUGUUGUCGUUCUUCUUGUGCUGGGUUCCCUAUCACACUUUUGUUCUUCUGGAGUUGGACUAUCAGAACCAAAACGUUGAGGUUCUUCAUACUGGAUUGAAGGUGGGAGCCACAUUGGCUUCAGCAAACAGUUUCAUUUCACCAGUUCUCUACGUCUUUAUUGGAAAUGACUUCAAACAGACACUGAGGCGCUCCUUGGCCUCAAGAAUAGAGGAAGCCAUGGCAGAGGACAUCCGCACGGGUGGGAACCUUCACUCACAGGCCAAGCCCAUGGAAAUCAUUCGACAUUAGUUGUUUUGAAAUGGCAAUAAUUCAUCACCAAAUGUGUAAACAUUUUUUUUUUUGAAUGAGUGAUCACAAUGUUACAUGUCAUUGAAUACUUUUAAAAAAUGUAAUGGGUAACAGUA